Molecule: messenger RNA, 2328 nt
Organism: Fusarium keratoplasticum
Lineage: Eukaryota; Fungi; Ascomycota; Sordariomycetes; Hypocreales; Nectriaceae
Exons: 5
Coding region: 1-2328 (775 amino acids)
Source: RefSeq, a predicted model, not a curated record
AUGCCGUCAUUUUCCUUGCCGCGGGGCUCGUGGCUGCUGCUCUUCGCGGUCUGCCUCAUCCUGUUGCCCGGCAAAGCUAACGCCUUUGGAGCCGGAAACAUUCCCUCAAUCGCUCAGGUCGAAGGCCACAAUUGGCGUCAUGGAGACAUUGAGGAUAUGCUCGAGACGAUCGCCUUCCUUAACGGAAAGAAAUGGACUUCGAUGCUUAUCAAGCGUACUUACUUUGGAAAUUGGCUGCGUGACUAUUCUCAGGCCGUCGACAUCGGCAGCUUGAAGGGCGUUAACGCAGAGACGAUUCGCAUUCUGGUUUGGGUUCUGUCUUUCAUGGCUCAUGGCUAUGCCACUGAGGAGUUCGAGGUGACCGCAGACCGUCUUGGUGUCUAUCGCCCAGAGGAACACAUCGACAACCCCCUUGGCUACGGAGAUGGCGUCGACGCUCGCACUUUCGAUAAACGGUUGCGCGGACCUGUCGAAAAGAUAGAGACGCAGAUAGACCCUCGCACUGGCAUGAAGAAUUAUAUCGCGAACGAGAACGGCAAUUGGGCGACCAGCGCGGCUUAUCUGCGAUUCAGCUUUGCGCGCAGCAUCCAUUUCGGCCGCCUCUACACCAAUGGUGCCAAGAAGGGAAGAGAGGAGGACCUUUGCGAGGCCCUGCGAUGUCUGGGUCAGGCUUUGCACACCAUGGAGGACUUCAGCGCCCACAGCAACUACUGUGAGCUUGCCCUCCGUGAGCUUGGCUACCACUCUGUCUUCCCCCACUGCGGCUCGGGGACCGAAAUCAACCUCCAUGGCAAGCGCGUCUAUCCCCUCGUUACUGGUACCUUUGGAGCUGUCGACUUCCUGCACUCCGUCAUUGGAGAAGCUUCGGACCACUUUACCCAAUCCGAGGUUGACGAGGUCGACAUUGCUCUCAAGAACGCCGAGGGAACUCGAAGCGGCGGAAACGGCGGCAGCGGCGAGAGGUCCUUGUUGGGUGGCUUCCUUGGAAUCUCUUCUACCCCAACUGACUUCGUCGGUCUGGUAUCGAAGCUUCCCGGCGUCGGUGACGGCUUUGCUUCUCAGGCCAGAGACCUCCAGGCCAACUCUGAGGCCCAGGAGAGGCAGAACAGGAGUUAUCAGGGAACUCGAGGCGACUUGUCCCGGGACAACGCUAACCAAGUUCCCGGCAUGAGCCCCAACUUUGACCCUGUCAAGGUAGCCGGCCAGAUCUACCCCAUUCUCGAAUUCCGAGACAAGGUUGUUAAGGCUAUCAGCCGUGGAAUCGCCAAGGUUCCUGGCCUUGAGAAGCUGCUCGAGAAGAUCAGCGAGACUUUGACUGCCUUUAUUCUAGGUCUCCUCGCUCCCUUCAUCCGACCUAUCAUCAACCAGGUCUCCAAGGUCCUCAAGGAUGGUUCUUCGGGCGUCAUCACUGCCAGCGCCAACUCGCAAUAUGAGCCCUGGGACAACCCUCGAUGCGAUGACCCCACUCACUCCAUGUUGUCUAAGGAUCACUUUACCAACAUCCUUAACUCAUGCGCCGGUCGUGUUGCCGCUACUAUCCUGCAGUACACUGUCCCGCGUGUUCUCUAUGCCUGGGAGAACCCCCGUAUUUCCGUCGAUGAGAUCUGCAACGAUGUGCUUCGUGCAUUCCACCAUCCUGCCGCCCGCGACGAGCACGUUGAGAUCCAGCGUGACAUGUUCAGGACGGUGAAGAAGUGGGCAGAUGAACAUCCUCGACGCCACGAACUUGCCCACCUCCUUUCUUCCGAGUCUGUUAAGCAGCAUAAGAACCAUAUCCUUAACCAGAGCUCGCACCGCGGUGGUGGCGGAGGUGCUGGCUGCAACCAUGGUACCUUUGGCGAUAUGUCCAACCUUGGUCACGGCAAGGUCGCGGGCUCCUUGUGGUCACACGUUAAGACCCGUGAUCUCGAUGCCAUGGAGGGCAAGGAUGGUGAUCCAGGAAAGAACUACAUGUCUACCUCACCGGCACCGCCCAGCCAGACCUCGUUUGACUAUGGCCAGAACCCCAGCUACGGGGGAUCGGACACCGGUUAUCAACAGGGUCCUCCAGGCGGCUACAACGCUCCGCCUCAGCCAUCUUAUGGUGGCUAUGGCGGCCCUACUCCGCCCCAAGGAUACGGCGCUCCGCCUCCAGGCCAGUACGGCGGUCCACCUCCCGGACAAUAUGGUGGUCCUCCCCCUGGACAGUACGGAGCCCCUCCUCCUCAGCAAUACGGAGGCCCGGGCUACGGAGGUCCCCAAUAUCCCCCCUAUGGUCAACAGGGUGGCUAUGGUCAGCAACCUCCGCCGUCUUGGGGCCAGUACCCUGGUCAAAAUCACGGAUACUAG